Rhinolophus ferrumequinum (greater horseshoe bat) is the source of this 4475-nucleotide messenger RNA. RefSeq names its product HemK methyltransferase family member 1 (gene HEMK1). Gene Ontology annotation, biological process: protein methylation. Gene Ontology annotation, cellular component: mitochondrion. The coding region runs from base 1817 to 2842 and encodes 341 amino acids. Gene Ontology annotation, molecular function: N-methyltransferase activity; DNA binding; protein methyltransferase activity. NCBI's taxonomy places the organism in Eukaryota, Metazoa, Chordata, Mammalia, Chiroptera, Rhinolophidae. The record is from RefSeq and is a predicted model, not a curated record. The transcript is spliced from 12 exons.
GAGCCGUGUGGUAGUUCUUGGAGACCACCCCUCACCCUCGGUGGCCCCUACCGGAGUCCCUCGGUCACUGUGGGUGGCCAGACCCUUCCUGGGCCAGCCCGGGCUCCACCUCUGCCAGGACAGAUUCGGGCUCCUGUAGCACAGACGGACGCAGGAGGCUUGGGGAGAGCACUGGAUUGGGAAUUCUCGGGCCUGCGUUGAACUCUGGCUGGACCCUCCUCUACUGGCUCUGUGACCUAGAGCAAGAUGCUCGCCCUCCCUGCUCGGCUUCCUGCUCAGAUGGGCUCUGGUGUGAGGUCUCUUGGCUCCGCUAGACCACGCCCCUGGACAUCGCGCCCAUUCUCGAACCCUUGGCCGGCCGGUGACAGGCCUCCUUUCGGCUGGCUACACACCGCCGGGGCCGGAUAUCCAAACACCAGCUGGGAGCAGUCACCGCGGGCUGGAGUCGUAUUUCUGCCGUGACCGUCUGGAAGACUGAUAGGUCUGGGCCCCCAGGGAGCAAACCUACACCGUCACGCACUUUCUCACCGGGGGGCCUGCGGGACUAGUGGGCGUGGCGUUCACAGCCUCCCCUACAGAAACCCAGUGGCUCUAGGAACCCUGGAGCUGGGUGACGGGGUCCGCCCGAGCCCUUUCUCAGCUGCGCCAACUCCGGAAGCAGGGCGUUCGAGGGAGCUCACUGCGGGCUACACAUGUCCGGGAGCCGCGCCGGGUGCUGUUUCUCCGGGCUGGUGGGCGGGUCGGGUAGCGCCCCCCCGCCCAGGCAGGUAUGAGCUAGAGGUGGGGAUCGGGGACAGGGUCUCCUGGAUUGUUACGCCUUCGAGACCCCCUCCCACUCCCCGUUGUGCAUAUGGGGAAAUAGACUUGCGGAGAGGCGACCUCACCUGGGUCAUUAACCUUGUCGUGCUGGACUGAGAGGGGAAGCUGCUCUCCUAACUUCAGGCCUGUGCUUCUCCUGGGGCAGCGCUGAGGUGGGCAGAGCCUCCUCUGGAGUCCGGAGGGCCUGGGUUUGUGACUUGCCUGGGACAGUUCCUAGCUGGGUGACUCUGGGCAAGCCUCCUUUUCCUCCCUGCUUGUCUGAAGAUGUGGCACCUACAGGGACUGAACUAUGGGUUCAGCCCACUUCAGCCAAAAGCAUGAAGAAACCGUCACUGGCCAAGACCAUGAGAAUCGAAUAAGUGGGUGAGCAUCUAAAAUGGAGUCGAGGAGGUGACAGCAAGAGCAUGUGUGGGGACAGAGUCCCAGAGAGCAGUUUCCAGGCUCUCGGCCGCAUGUGGAAAGGUGUUGGCUCGGGUAGUAGAUGGCCAUCAGCUGUAACCAGUUAGCUAUUGGCCACUGAUAUAAGUGCCGCGGCUGAGCUAGCAAACGCGGAUUGCAGUUAGCAAGGGAUUGGUUGGCAGGCAGAGAAGUGGACGGCGGAUUGCGGAUCGUGUGGCUCCUAUUUCGUGUGUCUUGCUUGGCCGCCAGUGAGAAUCUAGUGGUCUGACUCCCCUACCUAUGCCUCCGUGGGUGUUCCUUUUUGGCCUAGCCAUGUCCUGCAUUCUUAUGUGGGGAGCGGGACCAGAGACCCUGCAUGACACCCUGCACGACAGCAUGCCCCCCUCUCAGGCAGCAGGUCAGAGGGGAGUGAAUCACACAAGGCUCAGCUGCUCUCCUGGUUCUCCUUCCCUCUGCCAGUACCAGAGCCACUUUGAGGAGCCAGAGCCUCUGACCUCUCCAUCUUCACCCAGCCGGGGCCAGUGACCAUCCUCAGCAGCCAGCAUCCCAAGGAAGACUUGGGGACCUGGGAGUGCUCAAGGAAGCCUUCCUCUGAGACAUGGAGUGUUGGGGUAGAAUGCUGCGGGCCUUCCUGUCUGGCCCGGGGAGGAGGGGGGCAACUUGGGGCUCGGCCUACAGCUCAUGGCAACCCCAUCGGCCUGUGCCUGGGUUGUUGAAUGCCACAGAGCUGGUCAGUCACUGGACGGCGAUCUUUGAGAAGGAGGGCAUCCCCGAGGCCCAGGAAUCCAGUGAGUACAUCGUGGCUCAUGUCCUUGGAGCCAAAACAUUUCAGAGUCUGAGACCAGUACUCUGGACCCAGCCCCUGACCCCUUGGCAGCUGCAGUGUAUCCAGGAACUGAGUAGCUGCCGAUUGCAAAGGAUGCCUGUGCAGUACAUCCUUGGUGAGUGGGACUUUCAGGGGCUCAGUCUGAAGAUGGCACCCCCAGUGUUCAUCCCUCGGCCGGAAACAGAGGAGCUGGUUGAAUGGGUGCUGGAGGAGGUGGCCCCGAGGCCCCAUGCAGUGGGAGCCCAAGGUGGCCCCCUCAUCCUAGAGGUCGGCUGUGGAUCGGGAGCCAUCUCCCUUAGCCUGCUGAACCAACUCCCCCAGAGUCGAGUCAUUGCUGUGGAUAAGGGAGAAGCCUCCAUCUGCCUGACCCGCGAGAAUGCUCAGAGGCUUCGGUUGCAGGACAGGAUUUGGAUCGUCCCCCUCGAUGUGACCUCAGAGGGCAGCUGGGCACACCUCCUAUCCUGGGGCCCCAUGGACCUGGUCGUCAGCAACCCUCCAUAUGUCUUCCACCAGGACAUGGAGCAGCUGGCUCCUGAGAUCCUCAGCUACGAAGAUCCGGCAGCACUGGACGGCGGGGAGAAGGGUAUGGACAUCAUUACACACAUCCUGGCCCUGGCCCCUCGGCUGCUAAAGGACUCUGGAAGCAUCUUCUUAGAAGUGGACCCGAGACACCCAGAACUCGUCGGUGGCUGGCUUCAGAGCCGGCCGGACCUGUCGCUCCAUCUUGUGGCCGUGCGCAAGGACUUCUGUGGGAGAUGCUUAUUUAUUUGCAUCAUUCAUGCAACAAACCUUCAGUGACUAUUUGCUGAUUGCCAGGUCUGCCCCUGGGUACUAGAGUAUGAAGAAAAAGUUGACACAGACACGCCCAUAAGAAGCUCAUGGCCUAGUGGAGGAUAGAGGCAAGUAAACGGGCCCUUAUCCCUGGGCCCUGUGGUGUGCAUUCGCUCGCUGCUUGCUUGGCAUUGUGCCAGGAACUGGGGCUGGUCAGUAUUCAGAUAAGGCCCUGUUCACACAGAGCCCACAGUCUGGUGGGGUCCAAGCAGCCCACGUGUUCUUGCACUCAAGUUCCCACAGAGCAGUUGCAAUGCUCAGCCUGAGACUUUCUCUGCUGCAGAUGCUAGUUUGGAAAGUGACCAAAAGUGCCAGGGUGAUCACUCCCAAGCAUCCUUAAGCCAGUGAAGGGUGGGAGUUGGUGGAUACACAGCCCAGCUUCCUCACCCCUUGGACGGGACAAUCCUUAGGGGUGUUCCAUACCAUCUCUCAACUGAGGACUGAGCCUCACUUGCCCACGGAGGGAGCCCACUCAUUAACACACCUACUUUGGCUUCCUUUCCUUCCCUGUCUCACUUUCCCUCUCCUCUAUGUCAGGAACUAGGGAGGCUCUGAUAUUUGCAAGCUAACAAGUGAGCCUACUGUAUUCCCAAGGAUGCUGGCGGAAGACACAGACUCCUGGUUCAGAAACCAAGAUCAGUUUAUUACUCACAGUACCAGCAGUAGACAGAGGAUCCGCACUUUCUUGUACCACUUUCCUGUUCUCACAGGGUGGCCCAAGAAGAGCCAGAUGAUGCUUGCACAUGCAGAGGGUUACAUUACAGGAGAGGAACUCUGAGCUAAAGGAACCCAAAUAUUUUCUAAUAGGUUACAAGCAAACCUGCCCAACCUUUGCCCCAGAGGGAGCUGUUAUCUGUAUUAUAUUGGACAAUAAAGCAAUCUGCCUUUUUCCCUGAAGUGAGACACAUGGUCUAUCUUCUAAGGCUGUUUGCUCUAAGGAUCACCCUUGAAAGGAUCAUCUGCCACAAGGGCAGUCGGUGCUAUUGGUAAGUGAACAGAAAUGAGAGCGAACCAUGGAGAAUUGUCUCUCAACGUCCUACUGGUGCUUUUGGGCGUCACCUCCCGUAAGCUAUUUGUAUUUGGAUCCAUGUCCCAGAGCCUACUUCUGGGGGAAAUGCCCCAAAAUGGGGAGAUGAUUCUAAAUGGGCAUUAAUGGAAUUCUGAUGUGACUCUCCUUUCUCCAGACCUGUCCUGCAAAUAUGCAGGGCAGCCACAUGAAGGAAGAAAGUUUUCCUCACCUAGAAUCGAUACUGUAAGAGAGAUGCUAGAGAGAUGCUAUAAAGGACUCAUAGGAUUUCACUUGUCAUGUUUUAAUAUUUAGUCUAUCUAGAAUCAAUGCUGGUUGCCUCUGUGAGAUAGACAUUGGACUUUUUUUUUUCCAAAUUGUUCCAAUACCAUUUAUUAGAAUUUGCGCCUGGUCUGUCACCACUCUCUUCUAAUAUGCCUGGUCGCCUGUUAUUUAGAAUGUAUCACAAACACACAAACAAUCAAUUCAUAAUAAAUGGGCGUCAUCAUCACUGGGGAUUUGACACUCAGGGUUGUUGGUACAGCAUGAAACAAACCCAAAUACCCACUCAUGAUGACACCAUUCAGGCCCCAG